AAAGCUUAAUAUUACGUGUAUUGCUGCACAGUAAAAGCCAUGUUGCUUAACAACUGUGUCAGACAAGAGGGAAAAGUUGUCGUUGUCGUUCGUAGAAAAACAUUCCCCCGCCCGCCUCCUGAAUGAAAAUACGUGAGCCCUAUUUUCCACGCCUUCAAAAACAAGGAAAAUACCCCAAAAUACGAGAUUUUUACCGGAUGGGUGUUUGGUUUCUGCUCGUAACCUAAGAGAAAACGAUGAGCUUUACGUCUUAUAAAAUGCUAGCUGAACACAGUAUUGUCAGAGGCGAUCUGCCCAGGUGAGGUGGUGUGGUGCUGACAGAUAUGGAGGUGGGAAGUCUGCCUGUCGAGCUUUGGCGCCUCAUCCUGGCAUGCCUGCCUCUGCCAGAUCUGGGUCGAUGCUGCCUGGUGUGCAGAGCCUGGCGGGAGCUCAUUCUGAGUUUGGAUAGCACACGUUGGCGCCAGCUCUGUCUAGGAUGCCGUGAAUGUCGCCACCCAAAUUGGCCCCGUCGCCCCCACCUGCCCCCGGUUUCCUGGAGAGAGGCUCUGCGUCAGCAUGCUCUUGCCAGCCGUACAUGGACCCAGAAUGGCUCGGACCUCCACUCGUCUGCCUGCCUCCAUCUUUUCCGCCGGAGAAAAGACCGCAGAGUUUGGCAUGCCGGGACCAUAGCAGGAGGGGGCUAUGAGACUCUUAGGGGAGCGCUGGCUGCGGCAGGGCCGUAUGAUAAGGUGGUGCUCCACGCGGGUGUGUAUGAGGAACAGGUGGAGGUGUCCCUCAAGGUGCCUGUGGAGAUUGUUGGAUUGGGCAAGUUGGGGGAUGUGUCGUUGUUGGUUAGCUUUGAUCAACAAUGCCCAACAGCGAGGCUGUGCAAUCUGGUGUUCAUGCCAGCGUGGUUUUCACCGGUGGUUUAUAAGACGUCUUCUGGUCAUGUCCAGUUGGACAACUGUAACUUUGAGGGCUGUCAGCUGCACAUCUGGGGUCCAGGGACGUGUCAGGCUCGUUUCUGCUCAUUUGCCCAGGGCAGCUCAGCCCAUUUUCUGGGGGUGGCCAUCAGUUUAAUGGACAGUUGUGAGUUCUCAGGGGGAGAUUCUGCCUCUGUCACUGUGGAAGGUGCUCCGGUCUCUGAACACAACUGGGCCUUCAAACACCUGGUCGCCUUGGCCAAGACCUUCACCAUGAUGACUAGUAAUGGGUCAACUGAAAUAUCUAAUCAGGGCGGGAAAGACAGUGUGGGUGCUGGUAGUCAGGUAAACACACCCUUGGAAGGAGUUAACACAAUGGAGGACUGGAAUAAACAGGAAGUAGAUUGGGAAGCAAACUGGGCAAAACAGAAAGGUGGAGGUAGUCUUCUUCCAAGUCAGGAUGGUACAGUGAUUGAGGAGGAUGGCAUGGAAACAUCGAGUGAGUCAAGUGAGGAUGAUGAGCAAGAAGGCGAGAAAGGCACAGGCUUAAAACUUUCAUAUGAUCAGCACGGACUAGCGCAUCUCUCCAAAGCAAAUACGCCUGAUUCUUCUGCAUUUCCUGCACUGUUGAGUCUGUCUGCAGAACUGCAGAGGGAUGCAGAGGCGCGGGACUUGGCUGCAUUGGUUCAAGGCUGCCUGCUGCGGCGCUGUCUGCUGCGCGAUGGAAAAGGUGGUGUGCACCUGUGCAAUCACAGUCAAGCUCGACUGGAGGCCAAUGUGUUCAGAGGGCUCAACUAUGCAGUGCGCUGCAUCCAGAAUGCCAAAAUGGUGAUGUUGCGUAAUGAAGUGUGUGGGUGCAAGGCGUCUGGUGUGUUUCUGCGACUCUCUGCUCAAGGUCUCAUUGCUGAGAACAACAUUCAUUCCAAUGGGGAAGCGGGACUAGACAUCCGCAAAGGGGCUAAUCCUAUCAUACUGUGUAAUAGAAUCCACAGUGGCUUGCGUUCCGGGAUUGUUGUCCUGGGCAACGGGAGAGGUUCUAUCCGCAGCAACCAGAUCUACGGCAACAAGGAAGCUGGCGUGUAUAUUCUUUUUAAUGGCAAUCCUGUUGUCAGUGGAAAUCACAUUUUCCAGGGCCUUGCAGCAGGCAUUGCUGUCAACGAGAAUGGAAGAGGACUGAUCACUGAGAAUGUUAUAAGGCAGAACCAGUGGGGUGGUGCUGAUAUCCGUCGAGGAGGUGAUCCAGUCCUCCGCAAUAACUUCAUCUGUUAUGGCUACUCGGACGGAGUGGUGGUGGGAGAGAGGGGGAGGGGCCUCAUUGAGGGCAACCACAUAUACGGGAACAGAGGCUGUGGGGUGUGGGUAAUGUCAUCUAGUCUACCUCAGCUCAUUGGAAACCAUAUUACCCAUAACCGCUUGUAUGGGCUGGCUGUGUUUUGCCGGAAGGACACGGAGUCUGCUGUGAGCCGAGAGGGCUAUCGCUCUUUACAGGAAAGAGAGAGAGGAGUCGGGGUUGGAGAGAGGGACAGAGGAGGUCCUGAGAACUUCAAUGAGGAAGGAGAACUGAUGGCAUGGGAAAGUGAUAUCGAUAGCGAAGAUGAACGCUUUUCCUCUCGACGGCCAAUCACAGUAGCCCUAGUGGAAAACAACUGCAUUAGUCACAACGAAGCUGUUGGAGUGUUUGUGAAGAGCAGUGAGCCUCUGAACGUGGUGGCCAACAUGGUGAACAGUAACAGAGGAGACGGCGUGUCUGUCAUUCAGAGCGCUCAGCUGACGCGUUUAGUUGGAAACUGUGUCCUCUGUAAUGGCUGGACAGGAGUGGCCGUGGACAGAGAGUGUCGAGUAGAGCUGCGUGGCAAUGGGGUUUAUGGCAAUAACUGUCAUGGUGUCUGCUUCCGGGGCGAUGGGCUGAUUGUGGAAAACGAUGUGGUUGGAAAUAAUGCUGUUGGAAUACGAGUGAUGGACAAUGCAGAUGUUAAAGUAUUGAGGAAUCGUGUUCAGGUGUUGCGGGGUUAUGGGAUUUCUGUAAAGGAGCGGGUCCGAGGUGUGGUUCAGGAGAACCUGGUUUACCAGAGCCACUCUGCGAGUACUAAAACCCCCAUACGGACAAACAAACAGAACCUGGAGUGUGUUGUACUUAACAAUUCUCUGCUCACACCCAGAUCACAAGCGCUUUGGACCUUGGAUAAUCCACCUCCUCGUCCUCACAAUAGUAACCCUUCUAGCGUCACCCCCUCCACACUUCCUGCUCACCUUGCCAUCACCAUGACAAACAGAAUCACUGCCUCUGUAGAAAGUGGUUGCCAUAACAACGGCAGCAUAUUUUGCUCAAUUUUAUGAGGUACAUAUUUCCUGGCUUUAUAGCUCCACAACAUCAGAUGGAUAUUCCUACAAUGUUCCCUCAAUGUGAACCCUGGGUGAAGGAGGACUAAGAGGAGGUGAAGGCACUGCUUCAAUGUUGGAUGGAUGAUGAACAAUCAGAUUAAGCCUCAAGCACAUGACGUUAAAAUGAUCAAAAAGCACAUUUUUAAUAUGAUUAACCAAAGGUAGGUUGUUUAGUACAGUGGUUCC
Molecule: messenger RNA, 3470 nt
Organism: Sinocyclocheilus rhinocerous
Lineage: Eukaryota; Metazoa; Chordata; Actinopteri; Cypriniformes; Cyprinidae
Product: F-box only protein 10-like
Exons: 11
Coding region: 324-3239 (971 amino acids)
Biological process (GO): ubiquitin-dependent protein catabolic process; regulation of apoptotic process
Molecular function (GO): protein binding
Source: RefSeq, a predicted model, not a curated record